AUGACGGAUAUGAAUGCGCCGGAAAUAGUCCAGAAGUCUAUGAAAGAAUUAAUAACGUUAAACAAUCCUAAUGGAACCAUAAAAGGCAAAAACAAAAAAUUGACGGAUGCAGAAAAAGCCAUGAAUAGGGUGGAAGAACCUAAAGAAUAUCGUCCGAAUGUACGUCAUCGACCGAAUAUUCUAAGGUUGAAGGGUUCGGUUUUACCAAGUGUCAUUAUACCAACUAUAAUGGUAACCAUAUUUGCCGCUAUUAUCACAAUUCUCUUUGAAGUAUAUGCGUUUAAAUUAAGUAUACCCAAUACCUUUACCCCCAUCAUUGGUAUUGUGGUUGGUCUUUUGCUCUCCUAUAGAACAAACACAGCUUAUGACAGAUUUUGGGAAGGACGAAAACUUUGGUCCACGAUGGUGGUGCAUAUUCGUAAUUUGACACGAAAUAUUUGGGUAGGAGUAAGAGAAGAUAAAAUAAUUAUCGAGAAAGAAAAAGUAUCUCCCAAAGUUGGAAAAUCACAACCAGAAAUAAUUUUGGAAAAGGCAACCGCAAUAAAUUUAUUACUCGGAUUUGCAGUGGCAGUUAAACAUUUUCUUAGAGAGGAAACUGGAACUAAUCAUGCAGAUCUAGAAUAUUUAAUUUCAAAUAUUGGAGGAACUUUAAAAUCAUUUAAACCUUUAGCGGCUAAAGAUGUUAAUACCUCUAAUGCACGUAAAGUUGGAUGGUUUACUAAAAUCUUUCAAAGAAAACUUAAGCCUCAUCAAAGAAAAUUUAAUCCUAGUUCUUUGGAAUGUAACCUUCCUUUGGAAAUUACUCUUUACCUUUCUUCUUAUAUUAAAACUCAGUUAGAUACAAAGAGAAUUGAAAAUCCCCUCAACAAUCAGUUGUACAUGUCCCUUAAUGAAUUAAAAACCAUUUUAUCUCAUGAACCUCCACGCGUUGAUGAUUGGAUCAACGCCGACGAAAAUCAUCCAUUUCCAAAAGAUAAGGAUCUUACAGCCUCUGAUGCUGCAAAAAAACCAAAGCAAGAAAUAAGGACUUUACUUGCAAUAGAAGAAGUAAAAGAAGUGGCAGGAACUGACGGAGAAUAA
This is a messenger RNA of Funneliformis caledonium, 1080 nucleotides long. Lineage: Eukaryota; Fungi; Glomeromycota; Glomeromycetes; Glomerales; Glomeraceae. The record is from the annotation of a GenBank genome assembly.